UUGGCACCACUUCGUUCAGCAGUUAAAGAAUAUGGAGAUUUAAUAAGAGAGCUAAAGGAGAAAGGAGCACCAAAAGUUGACAUCGAUCGGGCUGUUAUCGAGUUGAAAGCAAGAAAAAAACGAUUAGAAGAUCGUGAAUUCGAACUUGCACCAAAAGAAGCAUCGUUUGAUCGUAUCAAAUUAGAGGAUCUCCUUAAAAGACGCUUUUUUUAUGAUCAGUCGUUUUCUAUUUAUGGAGGUGUUAAUGGUUUAUAUGAUUAUGGGCCUAUGGGCUGUGCUAUGAAAGCUAAUAUGAUUGCUUUAUGGAGGAAGCAUUUUAUCUUGGAAGAAGGUAUGCUAGAAGUGGAUUGUUCCGUGCUGACUCCAGAACCUGUCCUUAAAGCAUCAGGUCAUGUUGAUCGUUUUGCUGAUUGGAUGGUGAAGGAUGUUAAGACUGGUGAAUGUUUUCGUGCCGAUCAUUUAAUCAAAAAUCACGCUGAAAAGAUAUUGCAGGAUCCGAAAACUGAUAUUUCAACGAAAAAUGCUUUAACCGACGUUUUGGCAAAGUUAGAAGGUUUUGAUAAUAACGAUAUGCAAGAGGUCAUCAGUAAGUUCAAUUUUAAAUCACCUGUGACUGGGAACGAUUUAACAGAACCAAUUGCAUUCAAUUUAAUGUUCCCAACUCUUAUCGGUCCCACGGGCGAUUUUAAAGCAUACUUAAGGCCAGAGACAGCUCAGGGUAUAUUCGUCAAUUUCAAACGUCUUCUGGAAUUUAACCAGGGUAAACUUCCAUUCGCAGCAGCUCAAAUUGGUUCUGGUUUUCGAAAUGAAAUUUCUCCCAGGCAGGGUCUGAUACGCGUUCGUGAGUUUACGAUGUGUGAAAUAGAACAUUUCGUUGAUCCGAAUGACAAGAAACAUUCUAAAUUUUCAAAAGUUUCUGAUCAUAAAUUGAAUCUCUUAUCGGCUUGUAAUCAGCUGGCAGGAAAAUCAGCCGAAACGGUUUCAAUUGGGAAAGCUGUAAAGGAGGGGAUUGUGGCUAAUGAAACUCUUGGUUAUUAUAUGGCUAGGGUGCAUAUGUUUCUAGUCAAAGUUGGUAUCGAUCCUCGUAGAAUGCGUUUUCGUCAACACCUUUCUAACGAAAUGGCUCAUUAUGCUUGCGACUGUUGGGAUGCCGAAAUAUUAACUUCCUAUGGUUGGAUCGAAUGUGUCGGAAAUGCAGAUAGAGCUUGUUAUGAUUUGCAACAACACUUUAGAGCAACAAAUGUUAAAUUAACUGCUGAAAAAAGAUUGGACGAACCAAAAACUAUUAAUGUGACGGAAAUAGUGCCGAAUAAAUCUGCAAUCGGUUCGAAAUAUAAAUCCGAUUCCAAAAAAGGGGGUGAAAUCGAUUUAACUAAAGAAUUAUUUUCAGUAAAACGAUAUGAAAAAAAAAUUCACGUUGAAGAAAUUACGCCAUCAGUCAUUGAACCUUCUUUUGGUAUCGGUCGUAUUUUUUAUAGUGUUCUUGAGCAUUCAUUUCGACAACGCGAAGGCGAUGAGCAAAGACGAUUUCUGGCUUUACCUCCUAUGAUAGCUCCAAUAAAAUGCUCUCUCUUGCCAAUUUCGUCAAACUCCGAACUAGAUCCUAUUCUCGAAGCAGUGCGUGAUCAGUUGGUCGAGUAUGAAAUUAGUUUCAAACUGGAUGAUAGUGCUGGUUCUAUCGGCCGGCGUUAUGCAAGAACGGAUGAAAUCGGAAUACCGUUUGGUAUAACGGUUGAUUUUAAAUCACAAGAGCAGCCUUGGACUGUUACAUUGCGUUAUGCUUUAACUAUGGAGCAAGUUCGACUAAAAGUCAGUGAAGUUGGUAGUGUUGUGUCGAAUCUUGCAUCUGAACGAAUAAAUUGGCAAAACAUCCUCGAAACAUUUCCAAAAUUCGAGCAAAAUGAAUCGUAA
Messenger RNA from Dracunculus medinensis (Guinea worm), 1911 nucleotides. The record is from the annotation of a GenBank genome assembly. Lineage: Eukaryota; Metazoa; Nematoda; Chromadorea; Rhabditida; Dracunculidae.